Lotus japonicus is the source of this 783-nucleotide messenger RNA. Its product is annotated as iron-sulfur assembly protein IscA-like 1, mitochondrial. Gene Ontology annotation, molecular function: 2 iron, 2 sulfur cluster binding. Lineage: Eukaryota; Viridiplantae; Streptophyta; Magnoliopsida; Fabales; Fabaceae. Gene Ontology annotation, biological process: iron-sulfur cluster assembly. The coding region runs from base 46 to 450 and encodes 134 amino acids. Gene Ontology annotation, cellular component: mitochondrion; cytoplasm. The record is from RefSeq and is a predicted model, not a curated record. The transcript has 3 exons.
AAAUAAUAAAAAUUCCAAGCAAUUCGCAUAGUAAACGCAGAAUCAAUGGCUUCAAAGGCGAUGGCCAUGGCAGCGGAGAAGAUAGGCACGGCGGCGCGACGCCAAGCCGUCACGUUAACCGACACCGCCGCGUCGCGAAUACGGCAGUUGCUAGAGAAGCGCCAGAGGUCCUUCUUGAAGCUCGGUGUCAAGGCUCGCGGUUGCAACGGCUUAUCCUACACCCUCAAUUACGCAGAUGAAAAAGGGAAAUUUGAUGAGUUGGUUGAAGAUAAAGGUGUUAAGAUAUUGAUUGAUCCAAAGGCUUUGAUGCAUGUCAUUGGAACUAAAAUGGAUUUUGUAGAUGACAAACUGAGAUCUGAGUUUAUUUUUGUCAAUCCAAACUCUAAAGGUCAGUGUGGUUGUGGUGAAUCUUUCAUGACAACACCCAGUAGUGGAGCUUCUAAGCAGUGAAAUGAUUAAAAUAGCCACUCAGCUUGGUGUUGAUAACACCGACGAAGUCGUUCUUUAAUAGUUAAUUAAUGAACAUUGAACAUACGAGCGCAGCUUAUGGAUUUCUAUAUUCUGCCUUGCAAGCUUCAGGCAAAUGAGAGCUUUUGGUGCUCAUAGAAAAGGGUCUGAACAGGGACAUGGAUUCAUUAUAUGGAGAGUUUUCUAAUCUGAUGCUAAUUAGGCUUGUGUAAACAAAUUGUAAUUUGUAUUAUCAUAUCAUUUGUCAUUCUUAUUACUAUUGUGAAAUUUGUAGGUUAACAAAUCAUGGAAAUAAAAUCUGAAGUUCAAUAUAAA